GCCUAUAUUUAUAAGCACAAAGGAUAGAGCAAACAUAUAUAGGAAACUUUAAGCAAGUGAAAUGAGAGGCACCAAGGGUUAUGAGCCACGUUCAAGCUCAUCUUGUGCAGCUUGCAAAUUACUUAAAAGAAGAUGCACCCCAAAUUGCCUAUUUGCACCUUACUUUCACUCCAACGAGUGCAAAAAAUUCGCCAAAGUCCACAAAGUAUUUGGAGCAAGCAAUGUUAGCAAAAUACUCAUUGAAGUCCCAGAAAAACAGCGAGAAGACACAGUGAAUUCUUUGGCUUAUGAAGCAGAAGCAAGACUUAGAGACCCGGUUUAUGGAUGCAUUGGUGCCAUAGCUUUGUUGCAGAGAAAGAUGAUGGAACUUCAACAUGAUCUGGACAUUGCUAAAGAUCGUCUUGCUCACUGUCGCGCUCUUGCUGCCACUGCCACUGCUACAACCACCGCCAUAAUUCCUUCUGUCGAUUGUGUUACUUUGCCUCCUUUUCCUGAGUUUUCACCUUCUAAUGAUCUCAGUGAUAUCUUCUGUCAUGGCUCUUCUUCUUCUCAGUUAUCGACCCGGCUUGAAACCGUCGACGAUUUUAUUCAAAUUCCAUAUAUAUUUUGAUCUUAUGGUCCUUUUUUAAAUGUAAGUGAAGUGUUAUGUAUAUGCUAUAAAUAAGAACUUCAAGAUUAGGAAUGAAGUAAAAUACAUGUAUGAUUGUGUGUUAAUAAUUGUUAUUAUAAGAGAUAAGAAUUGGUUUCUUGGCCUUUUAUGCAAA
This is a messenger RNA of Lathyrus oleraceus (garden pea), 764 nucleotides long. Its product is annotated as LOB domain-containing protein 21. NCBI's taxonomy places the organism in Eukaryota, Viridiplantae, Streptophyta, Magnoliopsida, Fabales, Fabaceae. The record is from RefSeq and is a predicted model, not a curated record. The transcript has a single exon. Bases 62 to 610 code for a protein of 182 amino acids.